AUGGAGAAGAAUAGUGCCAAUGGCACUGCUGCUGUUUAUGGGUUCAUUGGGUUUGGAAGAAGAUACCCUUGCUUCCCACGUCACCUUUUUCUGACUUGGGUGUUGUUGGCUCUUCUAUUAUUAGUAUGGCCGUGCCAAGCAAGUUGGAAUCUCCAGUCGGUUUUGGCCUUUCAACGGACUCCAUACAGGUUGAGACCAGCACCGUCCAGAAUCAGCAAGGCCGUCUUUCCCACAACGUUUCGCAGCGCCUCGUUGGAUGUUGGCACUCCUACUAUGAAUCAUCCCAUCCCUGUUGGAACUGAUAAUAAACCUGCCAUCGCCGAGGCAUGGACCCGAGUGGGGAUUGACAUGGAGCAAAAUGACAAGGCAACUUUGGCCGUACUCCUGGAGAUUCGGGACACGUUGAAAGAGAAUUGGCAAGUACUCCAAGAGCAAGCCAUGAUUAAUCUGAACCAACAAAAUAAUGGUCGUCCAUCAUCGCCACCCAAGAAGCAGCAAGCAGUCGUCAUUCCACCACUCUUUGAUGCCACUCCCACGUAUGUCCAGAAAAUGAAUCAGCCGCAUCAACGAACAGACGACAACCCUCAAUCCACGGCAGAAGCACCAAUAGCAAAAGACAACCAGCAACUCCUCCAAAAUAUUGACGACCCACUGGACAUUGCCAAGGCGUGGCAAGAGGUCGACCGAGACCUGUCGGAUAACGACGAGAAAAUUAUUCAACAACUCCAUCAAAUGAGAGAAUCAUGGAGCAAACUUGUGGAGAUUGCAAAAGCCCUGGAUCAUGCGGAAGACAACGACAAUAAUGAAGUGGCAAUUGCAGAAUUGUACCAACUCCGAGACUCUUGCCAGCGAAUCGAGAUCGUUGCCACCACACAACAAGAAGAACCUCGGGCUGAAAGUGUGGCAUUUCCCUCAACAAGUCAAACACCUUUACAAGGAAACGAAAAGACUCUUCCUUUCACAGAGCCUUCCAGUUCAAAUAUGCAUAGUAACAAUGAUUAUGCCAGUCCGCCACCACAACCAUCUCUGCAUCAUGAAAUUUCGCUGAAACAACAACAGCUGAAACAACAACAACAAAAAGACGAACGUGAAGCCAAUGCAUGGAAUCGUGUAGAUGCCAAUAUGAUGGAGGGGGAUGCCAAAAUUCUCAAGGCUUUAAACGAAAUCAAAGGGUCCUUUCUGAAGAUGGCGGAUAAAGGCUUGACCUUUCCUACUACAAGUACACCAGCAACAGCAACAUCAACCGCAACCACAGCAGCAAUACAUACCCCCAGCACAACUGAUAUACAGCAAACGAUUGUGACGACCACCAACAAAGAGGCUACAAAGACACAACAAGACACAACCACAAAGGAACCAACCAUGCCAGAUAUUUCACUGCAGUCUACUACCAUACAGCCUGCUCCUCCUCUGGAUCCGUCUUACCAACAACUUGACGCUGCUUCUUUGUCGCCGGCUCCACCCAAGGAAUCCUUGGAUCCGUGGGAAAAUCAAGCGAAUCCCGCUGGUCCUCCAGAGCAAGCCGUGACAUCAAAAGCGCAAACUAGCCCCGCAACAGCAAUGUUUAGACCAACCAAAGAGUUUUGGGAAGCACUGACAACCUUUGAAGACAGAAUGGAAAACUACAAUUCAAAUCUACUGUCGGCAUUGAUCGAGAUACAGAACUCGUGCGAAGCUCUACUAGCCCAGCAAGACGAAAGAAUUAUGGUGGAAACAGCCAAAAAUGUUGGUGGUGUUUCCUUUGGUGGAAUGUCACCCCUUGACGACAACUUGGUUGGGGUCGAACCAGGGCCUACAUCAGAGCCAAUGGAGAGCAGCAUCAGUGGUACAAUUUCAGCCUCAUCACAAGCCCCAGUGGCCUCAUCACAAGCCCCAGUGGAAGCGUGGUUGGAAACGACAACAUUCCAGGAAGUGGAGGCUCCACAGCCAAUGGCUGAUACGUUCAUUGAGAAUUUUUACAACGAGGCCUGGCCCGAAAAGGAGGAGGUGGUUCCAAUGCCCACGCAACUAAUGGAGAUUGCUCCAACUCAACCUACAACUUUACAGGCCCAAGCCUCAGCUUCAAGGCCCAAACUUAGCUUGGAAGAGCUACUCUACGACCCUGACAAUUUAAUUGCUACCUUCCUUGUUUCUUCUGCAAUUGGCGUUGCGGUUCCCCUUCAGCUUUACCAUUCCAGCAUACCAGACAAUCUCCCUGCGGGCACGGCGAGACCGGAUUUGAUGGAUGUUCUGAACAGCAGAGCCAGAGAAGCUCAAGACCUGUUGGAAAGUAUGUCAGAUCGUGCCAAGAAAGAAUCUCCCUCUGUCAGAGCGCUUUUGGAGAGUCUCUCUGAAAAAGCCAGCAAUAUACAGCUCCCUGAUAAUUAUCAGCCAAUUUUGCGUACGCAGCAGGACUUGUUUGAAGAAUCACUUCGCGGGGCCAGCAGGGAAGCUGAGAGCUUCUGGGCCAGCUUCACGUCCAAGGCCAAAGAUGUAUCGGAUCCUAAAGCUCUUUGGGGUACACUUGCCGGAAAAUUUCGCAAUAACCCAGCACCGACAGUACCCGCUGAUGAUCCUCUCGGACUCGGCACUGGCCAGGUUGAAGCUGACGAAUCCGCGAUACCAGCUGUUGAAAAUGAAUUGAACGAUUCUCCCUCCUUGUCGGCGGACGAGAGUGCUUCUCCGCCUCUACAGACCCCCGACACAGGGCUAGAUCAGAUCAAGCAAGCCGAGGAAGUGUACCCGUCAACCCCGCUGCCUGAAUUGAAUCCCAAUAAGGCGGCACCGUCGGUAUUGUCGAAAGAGGACUCCAUUGUACCGGAACAGGAAUCCACGCCCAGCGCAGACGAACCGUCAAACCCAGGUGCCGUAGAAGCAUCCCCCGUGUGGUUCCCCGCCGCAGCAGAUGACGGUGCCCUUUCCACUUCUGCAUCUGCCACAAUAAAGAUGACACCCCCCAGACCACUGACGCAGCAGACACCAGAUCAUGACGGCACAGCACACCGGCACGCAGCAGAAGGGGAAAACGAACUGCCAAAUGAUGCGAUAAGGGCUUCUGGUUUCCAUUUUGGACAUGAUACAAGCAUUUUUUGA
Molecule: messenger RNA, 3072 nt
Organism: Seminavis robusta
Lineage: Eukaryota; Bacillariophyta; Bacillariophyceae; Naviculales; Naviculaceae
Source: the annotation of a GenBank genome assembly